Messenger RNA from Ogataea philodendri, 1389 nucleotides. RefSeq lists its product as uncharacterized. Bases 1 to 1389 code for a protein of 462 amino acids. The transcript has a single exon. Gene Ontology annotation, cellular component: cytoplasmic dynein complex. Gene Ontology annotation, biological process: transport along microtubule. The record is from RefSeq and is a predicted model, not a curated record. Lineage: Eukaryota; Fungi; Ascomycota; Pichiomycetes; Pichiales; Pichiaceae. Gene Ontology annotation, molecular function: dynein heavy chain binding; dynein light chain binding.
AUGGAUCGCAGAGCAGCGUUGGAGGCCAAGCGCGCCAAGUUGGAGGAAUUGCGACGACAGCGGCUAGAGCGCGAGCCGGUGGGGUUGGGACAUGUGGAGCAAGUGGAGCAGGUGGAGCAAAAGAAACCCGUUGUUCCGGAACAGUCUGUUGUCCCUGUGGUUCCUGUGGUUCCUGUUCCCACUGUUGUUCCUGUUCCCCCCGUUCCCCCCGUUCUGCUAGACAAAUCCACCGCCACCGACGAGCUGGACGAGCUUGCACUCCGAAACAAGCUGGAAAGAGAAAUCUCACACAGACUCGAGCUCGAGAUCACCCAGAAGCUCAGAAAAGAGUACGAGCUCAAGGCGUCGCUCCAGGCAUCGCUCCAGAUCUCCAAACCAGACCUCACCCACAUUCUCGGGUCCGACAUCCCGCCCCAGAACGAGAACAUCAACAGCGUGUACGCGGUGGCCAAACAGGAGCCGGAAAUAGCAAACAGCUUUGUUUCCUCACAAACAAUCUUAUCGCAUCCCGAAACAAAGGAAAUGGCCGUCACGUCGAUCGACUGGUCUCCACACUAUCCAGAACUGGUUGCUGUCUCGUACGUGUGUCCCAACAAGGCGUGUGUGAUUCUGGUCUGGAACACUCUCACCUCGGUUCCUGAAUUCUCCUUACAAACAUACACAGACAUCAACAUUGUCAAGUUUAUCAAGUCGCAGUCCAACCAGCUUGCCGCAGGCGGAAACGACGGCAGACUCUAUCUGUACACGUUUGACUCAGCAACCAAGUAUCCCGUCACGUCGACGACGACCUCGGCAAAAUACCCAAUUGUCUCGAUUUUGGAGACGUCCAACUCGAUCGUGAGCGUUUCUGCGGACGGCGUGGUGCUCGUGCACUCCAAAUCGCUCGUGAACCUUGUUUCGCAGUCGAUGCUUGCCCUGCCGGGCAAGUUUCUCAUCACAGCAAGCGCCAUCAAACAGAACCAUCUGCUGGUUGGACUCUCGUCUGGAAAAGUGUACAAGUUUGAGCUGGGCUCGUUGAACGACGCGUCAAACAUCCAGCUGCUGUUUGAGACAGGAGCCCCGUUGCCCGUGGUCUGCAUCGACUUCAACUCCAAACUCACAGCUGCGUCCGCUCUAGAUUACCAGGUGAAAAUCAGAGAAAACGACGAAACGACACAAAUCAGCACGCCGAUCGUCAUAUCCGACCUGAGUAUCGACCGCGAGUCGCAUACGUUCAUCACAGCAAGUCCCAACGGCACCCUUGCGUACUGGGACCUGGCCGCAAACAAACACUCCUCCCUGGGAACCAUGAAUCUGGGAGUCGUUCUCAACCGCGUGCAAUGGAAUAAUAACGGCAAAUGUUUUGCAUGUGGAUCUACUAACGGAAACCUAUAUCUGGAAACCUUAUGA